AGUAAUGAAUGAUUAUAGAGAUGUAUCUGAUGAGUGUAAUUAAUUUAUUGAUCUCCCUGUAGACCUUUCAUAACAGAAGCCCUGUAAUGUGGGGUUCUAUUACUUGGACUAUUGCAUAUCAGAGUGCCCAGGGAUGGGAAACAAGGUGGUCACGUUCACUGAGGAACAGUUUGAAGACUAUCAGGACUGCACUUUCUUCACAAGGAAGGAAAUUCUCAGGGUACACAAGAGGUUCCGAGAAGUGAGUCCUGACCUUGUUCCAAAGAGUAUGACAGGAAACGAACCAGUGACUGUCAGGGUGCCACUGGAGAAAAUGGAGAAGCUCCCAGAGCUGCGGGAGAAUCCAUUCAGGCAGAGGAUUUGUCAGGUCUUCUCACGAGAUGGAAAAGGCAACCUUACAUUCGAGGACUUCUUGGACUUGUUGUCAGUGUUCAGUGAGCAAGCCCCAAGGGACAUCAAAGUCUUCUAUGCCUUUAAGAUAUAUGACUUUGAUGGGGAUCAUCACAUUGGAGCACAGGACCUGGAGCAGAGCGUACGUCUACUCACCCGUAAUGAGCUGACUCCUGAGGAGGUGGCUCAGGUCUGCGAGAAAGUCAUAGAGGAAUCGGAUGUGGACGGAGAUGGCAAGCUGUCCUUCAUGGAGUUUGAACAUGUCAUCACACGAGCACCAGACUUCCUGUCAACCUUCCACAUUCGCAUCUAAGCUGAAAUGCAACGCAGAAAUCACAGAGUUACUCAUUACAGGCUGUCUUGCCAGAUGUUUGAUCAUGUACACCACUAAAAUUAAAUCGUUCUGUAAAACUCAUAUGGUGUUGUUAAUCUCAAAAAAUAUGUCUGUUCAUUAAAUCACUUUUGAAAAAAA
Messenger RNA from Zootermopsis nevadensis, 862 nucleotides. RefSeq names its product Calcium and integrin binding family member 2 (gene Cib2). The record is from RefSeq and is a predicted model, not a curated record. Gene Ontology annotation, molecular function: magnesium ion binding; calcium ion binding. NCBI's taxonomy places the organism in Eukaryota, Metazoa, Arthropoda, Insecta, Blattodea, Termopsidae. Gene Ontology annotation, biological process: calcium ion homeostasis.